AUGGAUUAUGUGGGGGCGGCGGGCAGAUCUGGGGGUUUGACCUGCUUAUGGGAUCCUUCUGUUUUUAUGUCUUUGGGUGUGUUGAAACAUAGGCACUUUGUUGUCAUUCGAGGCCGUUUGGUGGGUUGUAACAAGACCCUUAACAUCAUUAAUGUGUACGCUCCUCAUCGGGUAUCAGAUAAAAAAGUGGUUUGGGAUUCGAUUCUUGAGGUUAUGGGGUCGGUAAACGAUAUGUGGGUUCUUUUGGGUGAUUUUAAUGCGGUUAGAUUCCCGGAAGAGAGGAAAAAUUCUGUUUUUAACAGUUCGUGUGCUUCUGCUUUUAAUGGUUUUAUUGAUUCGGCGGAGUUGGUGGAGUACUAUAUGAGGGACCGAAGGUUUACUUUCAUUGCUCCUAAUUCCAAUAAACUGAGUAAGAUCGAUCGGGUUUUUGUUUCUAGGGAGUUUUUCAACACUUGGCCUAAUGCUUGCUUAAGAGCUCUUCCUAGACUGUUUUCUGAUCAUUGCCCGUUACUGUUAGUUGUGGAUAGUAAGAAUUUCGGCGCCAUCCCGUUUAGGUUUUUUAAUUCGUGGUUUGAAAAAGAGGGGUUGGUGAAUGUUGUCGAGAAUGCAGUUGAGUCUUUCGAGAACGUUGGGUGUCGGCCAGAUGUCAAGCUUACUAAUAAAUUUAAACAUAUUAGAGAUAAAAUAAAGGAAUGGAGAAAAGUUACAGGCCCCAGAGAAAAGGAGGAUUUUAACAGAAACAAAGAGGAAAUGGAUCGGAUUGAUAUGUAUGGCGAGAUUAGGGAUUUGACAGAGGAGGAGGUCUGGAUUAAAGCUGAAUGUUUUAAGAAUAUUUGCGAGUUGGUGCGUCAGGAGAAUAUGGAUUUGAAGCAAAGGUCCAGGUGUCGGUGGGCCGUUGACGAGGAUGAAAAUUCGGCAUUCUUUCAUAGAUUGAUCAAUAAUAGAAAAUUGUUCUAA
Molecule: messenger RNA, 957 nt
Organism: Helianthus annuus (common sunflower)
Lineage: Eukaryota; Viridiplantae; Streptophyta; Magnoliopsida; Asterales; Asteraceae
Exons: 1
Coding region: 1-957 (318 amino acids)
Molecular function (GO): catalytic activity
Source: RefSeq, a predicted model, not a curated record